Molecule: messenger RNA, 7971 nt
Organism: Erinaceus europaeus (western European hedgehog)
Lineage: Eukaryota; Metazoa; Chordata; Mammalia; Eulipotyphla; Erinaceidae
Gene: HOXC4
Product: homeobox C4
Exons: 2
Coding region: 6321-7112 (263 amino acids)
Biological process (GO): embryonic skeletal system morphogenesis; anterior/posterior pattern specification; regulation of transcription by RNA polymerase II
Cellular component (GO): nucleus
Molecular function (GO): DNA-binding transcription factor activity, RNA polymerase II-specific; RNA polymerase II cis-regulatory region sequence-specific DNA binding
Source: RefSeq, a predicted model, not a curated record
GAAAAGAAAAAAGGUGUGUGGGGGGAUUUAAACAGUCGGAGGCAGAGGCGUCCCAAAACGGCCAAAGCGAAAAUCAAUCACAUAAUUAAAACGGGGAAGAGGCGAGGCUGAAGCUAGGGGCCGAGGAUGCUGAGGGCACUGCCAGACCACAGCCGGGGCGGCAGGCCCAGGGGCCGCUGGAAGUUUGACGUAGAUCUUGGGGCAUCCCCGCUAGGCUGGGAUGGGAAGCAGAGCAGGCCAGGGCUCCUCUCCCAAGCUGGAUUCUGGAGCCAGCGAUGGCCCCAUUCUGGGGCUCCCCCAUUUUUGUGGGGUUGUGGCCUCCAGGUUCAGGGUUGCUCCCCCAGGCACCAGUGGUGGCACGGAUCUGUCUGGGCAAGUGUUGAGGGCUGGGUCUAGGGAGCACCAAGACCAAGACGCUACCUCUGGGUUGGACGGGGCAAUGUAGGGAGAUGGCACCCUAACUUCAGGCAUCUGAGUAGAGCCCAUCACCUGGGUUUCCCAUCACCAGGGGUCUAGACUGGCUUCCAUAUAAAGACCCAGGCUGGGAAGGGAGCUGGGAGGUGGGGGGCACAUUCAAGAGGGAACUUGAGGCUAAACAGACUCAGACUGAAGCCCUUUGGGCAGGGCAGGGAAAGGGGCAGCUCCUGGGAGCCAGGGGAGGAUGGUCUUGUAAUUGUGGAGGUUAAUGGUGGUGACUGUCUGGCUGGUGGUAGUCAGUCCCAUGCUGUCCUCCCCCCAAAAGUCAAGGGUGCUUCAACUUGAUGUGAUUGGGAAGAAUAAAAUGACCUUCCCUCACUUCUCUUGCCCUCUUCCACUCCUUUGCAGUUCCAGAAAAAGAGAAACCUUUUAAGAUCCGCCAUCACCCCCAUCCUGUUUCUGUUUCCUCCAGUUCCGCUAACAUUCACCAUCUCUCCCAGAGCAUCUCUGUCCUGGUGAGCGAGCUGAGCUGGGGUUUGACUUGCUGGCACCUUGUCCAGUGAAUUCAUAGCUUCCUGGGGAUUCUGUGUCUGACCCUGGAGGAGACCUAGGACUCUCUUGCCUGCUCCAGGGAGUCCUUCCUCUGUCCUUAGCCUCCUUGGUCCUGCCUGCCUGACUCCAGAGGCACCUGACAGUUCAGGGAGCAAGUACAGAUCAGGUUUUUUUGAGAUGCAGCCCCACCCCCUAAAGGGUUCUCAGAUUUAGCUUGGCUCCUUAAUUCUGGGGUGCACCAGGCACAAGCCAUCCUAAAACUAACCCAAUUCCUUGGUCUUUCAAAACCAGUAUUUAGGCUUCUUAAAAAAACAAUAAAAGUCUUUCUCCCCCUCUAAUGGGAAAGUUUAGGUGACACAGUUCCAGCAGCACAAAAGUCUUGCAGCCAUAAGUCAAAUUCUUAACUGACAACAACAAUAGUGAUAAUAAUAAUGAUGACAGUGUGAACCAAAGGGAGAAAGGGACCCUGCCAGUCCAAGUUUUGGGGGUGUGUGGAGUGGAAUAACUCAGCAGCCUUGGAUGGGAAUGGGGUUCUGCAUGGCCAGGAUGAGCAAGGAAGGGGGUGGGGAACCCAACCUCUAACUAACAAUUUCUCCAGCAUAAAAAUGAAACAUCAAAUUCGUUAGCCCAGGGCCUUCAUUUUUCCCCUUCUACAUUAUAACUAGUUAUUGAACUCACUGGAAGAUCUAAAGGCCAUUUGCGAAGAGACAAAUUUCAAUGGAGUUUCCCCAUCAAUAACCCCAUGGCAGUGACCUAUUGGAACAAGUCAAACACCCGAGGUGAAAUGCAGGUCACUCUGUCUAACCAAUAUUAAAAUGCGGCCACUUUUUAAAAAGCCACUUUAAACGAGAUUUAAGGAAAAUUGAAUUCCAAGGAAGGGAAGGCAAGGUGGGGUGAAAUCCAUGAGAGGACCUUGCCUAUGGUCUUGGAACAAACAGGAGAAAUUUAUCUUUAAUAUUUUAAAGGGGGACAAAUUAACAUUCCAUGAUUGCUUUUUUUUUUUUUUUUUCUCAGACUAUAAGCGAUUCCAGGAGAAGGAAGGAGGGGGAAAAAAAGGUUGAGUAUUUUUUCUGGUGACACAUCCGGCUUAUUAAAAUCAUUUUAGACCAAUCCAUUACUUUUACUGACAAGAGAGUUAAGGAAAAAAAUCAAUUAAGCAUUUGCAUAUUCUUUUGCAUACAUUAGCCCUGCCGACUGGCUUUAGGAAUGGACACACACACACACACACACACACACACACACACACAUAUACCAUCCACGCACAAAUGGGGUAAGAGUCUGGGAUUAGUGUGGCAGUUCAAGUAGCUUGGAGAAAAAAAUAAAAAUAAUGACUUAUUGCCUACCAUCUAAAAGUCAAUUUAUUUGAAGGAGAGAAAAGAGAUACGGUACAUUUUUUAAUCUAUAAAACAACAGCAAAACACAUACACACCACCAUACACACACACCUUACAUACAUACAAAACAAAAAACAAAACAACAACAACCACACACACACACAACACUCAAAAGCCCCUGCAGUGCUGAAGGGGGGGUAUGUGAUUCUGAUGUUUCCUCCUCUUGCUCUCUGAGUCCUGAGUUGGCUCUCCCAUUAAUUUUUUUCUCCCUAGGAAAAUAAUCCAGGGAGUCUGAAGGAUGAGAUUUUCAUGCAGCACAGAAUCUGUGGAGCCGCUGAGGUCUCUCAGCCAGCAGCCUGCUCCUGGGGCGGGGAGGAAUAUGGGUUAUCCAACGGUCAGUAUGGUAAUCUAGGCACAAUAAGGCCUCCAACACAAUGGACACGUAUUUUUCUUCAGCAGUGUCAGAAGGGAAGCGCUUUGUACUGAGCCAUGUUUCCAAAAGAGAAACCAGAUCUCGAGAUUUGGGAGAGGGUUAGGGGCUCUUGCAGAAUGUUUGGGUGCUGGCAAAUGAUGGUCAAGAUUAAAAAUAAAAUUAAGUAAAAUUGGGACAGAGAGAGGUGAAGCAGGGACCUUUGAGCUGGCUAGGCAGAAGGCUUGCACAAAAGGAGAGAGGACCCCGUACUAGGAUCCAGCACAGGCAGGAGCCCAGUCAGGACCCCCAUCUCCACCUAAACCAAUACAAAGGGUAGGAGCUCUUGGAAUGGAUUUUAGCUCUGUGUUUAUAAGAAUGUCCAGGUGAAAGUGUGUAUGUGUGUGUGUGUGUGUGUGUGUGUGUGUGUGUGUAGUAGAGUCUGGCUUGCUAUUUUUUCCUUAGUGGCUUCUUUGCUGUGAAGCCCAAAGAAUUUUCAUUUUUAUUUUAUUAUUAUUAUUAUUUAUUAUUAUUUUGUAAAUGAUGUAGAUGGGUGUGACAAGCUUGAGGCAUUUCACCUUCUGGAUGGAUAUGCAUGUCAAAUUAGUCUUGCAAACUGGAGGAUGAAAACCCUGCAUAUUUAGAGCUGUGCAUGGCGAGAUGUCAGAUUUUAAUAAAUAUGGAGAGUAUGGAGGCAUAUGUACUUGUUAGCCGUAAAAGCUAAAGACAAACUUGAAGGCCAGUGGAAGACUCUCAGUAGUGCUCCCACAGGCUGGGCUUGGCUGGGUUUCUAGCUCCUGCUUCCUGGUGGGUCCCACCUGCAGAAGCUCAGGCCCCUGGGAUGGGAGUGUAGGAUGGGCAGUGUCUGGGAAGGACUCCCAAACAGACCCAAGAACCUAAUGAAGGAAAGAGAGUUGCAGCUCUCUCUGGGAGGAGGGGAGCCAGGCUAAGAUCUCACCUGGCCAGGUGUGGCAGAGGCUCUCCUGGCUGCCAGCAGUAGGGGGAGGGGCAGCCCAUCCAGAUGCAGGCCCAGAAAGGGGGGCGGGUAGGGGCUAGGGCUAGAGGAUUUCUCCUCUCCCAUCAAUCCUUACCCUUCCAUUCUAAGAGAACACCCUGGAACUUGGGUUCUGACUGGUCAGUCUGGGGCUUGAGUUGAGACUUUUUAUUUAAGAAAGUAUUCAGCAUUGGCUUCCCUUUACCUCCUUCCAGCCACUUGGAAUUACCAGCGUCCCCCCCCCCCAAAAAUACUAAAAUUCAAAGCCUUACACAGUCCACAACUAGCAACUCAAAGCAGCCAUCUCAUCCUCUUUACAAUUUCAAGUUCCCCUUCCAGUCAAACCAGCCAGCCCUUUCCAGAAGUCUCCCAAGUCAGUCAUGAGUGGGCAGCAAGUCUGGGCAUCUCAAGGAAGCCUUAGUCCACCUCCAGGGGAUUCCUGCUCACCCCACAACCUGCUGAUGGGGGGGGGGUACAGUCUUUUUAGAGGAACAUAUCUAGAGAACCCCAUCCCUGAGACCUGGGGAGCCUGGGGUGAGUGUUGGGGCACUGGAGGAGGGGAGUCCAGGCACCCCUGUCCUUCUAGCCCUUAGGGCGAACCCUUAUUUGAAGGUGGGGACCCUCUGCUGUAGACCAGAGGUGAAAGGAGACAGAAUGGGAACCUCCAGCCUCCCUCUCACAGGGGCUUGAUUUUUUUCUUCCCUUUCCCUUCCUCAUUCUCUUAAUUGCAGAUGUUCUAAUUAAACCCUCAAAUAGUUGUUAUGCCAUUUUAAAAGGUACUUAUUCAAGUGUCAACCAGGCUGGGCUGGGAGGAGGCAGCGUAGGGUGGCGAAUUAAAGGUAGAUUGACUAAUCAGGGCGGCGAUCAUAAUAAUAAAAUCAGAGGGAAAAAAAUCACAUUACGACUUUUCGUGGAAAGGAGGGAGCAGGCAGCCAGCGGCCGCCAGCCCAGUGCCGCUGCCGACACAAAGAGUGCGGGCUAUUCCGCGAGACUGAUUUAUGACGUUUUACAGCCCUAUAAAAGCUGUAGCGACGAGGCAAGCGCUCCUACCACCGCUGGCAGAUUUAGUCUAAUAAAUAAAACAUAAACAGUUAACUUUAUGUGUCACUUUUAUUGUUAUCAAGUAAAAUAUAGCUGAGCCCGGCAAGCUAUGAUUUUAAACUAUAAUUGUUAUCAAGUACAACAAGGGGACCCGGCUCCCUCCCUGGGCUCUCCCUUCUGCCACCCCCCCCCACAACUAUGAGUUAUGGGAUCAGUUAAUUGGAAUCGGUGGCAUGAGGCGGCCACCCGAGCUGGGGGGGGGGGUGUUCUGGAAAGCAAACCUUCCCACCCACUCCCAGCCCUCCAGGGUAUUCCUGUGGGUGGGUGAGUGAAUGGGUAGGUGGGGGUGAUUGAAAUGAGCUGGGGACCUCCAAGGCCCACCCUGCUUCCCCAGUGUGGUAAGCUAGCCCCUGGGUUUCUGCAAGGCCUCCUAGAGCUGGCCCUGGGGAGGGCCUGUUUACAUGUAAACGCAUAGUGUUACAUACAUACAGCAGCCUGGCCUGGCCUGGCCUGGCCGGAAGCAGGCUCUUCUCCCCAGGCAGGCCGGGUCUGCCCUUUGUGGGGAUGGAGGGAGCAGAGCUCCCAGGCCAGGGCUGGGCACCAUGGCUGGCACUGGCCUGUGGCAGCCACUGUCCUCUUUGCCCAGGUUCCUUGGGAAGCAGCUUUGAAGGAAGUUGUCAGCAAGCUGCAGGUAGACAGUGUGGAGAGGGACAGGGCAGCCUGUAGCAGAGUGCCUGGGCCCUGGGCUGGGUCAGGGAGGGCCAGCAUGUCCUCAGGGGAGGUGGGCAAGGCUUCUGAAUUCUGCUUUUGCCAGCCACUUCUGUCUCUCUUCAGUGGGGGGGGGGGCAACUCCCCAGGCCUCCAGCAAUGACAUCAGAAUCCUCUGCAUCCAGCUACCUCUACCUGCCCUGGUUCAGCCAGGAUGGCCUUGCCUGCCCCUUGGCCAGAGGGCUGCGUGAGUGUGGACAGGGAAGGGAGCUCGACACUGGGGUCCUUGGAUGGAUGGGGGGGGCACUGCCAGCUCUCCAGCCUCCAGGGCUCGACCUGUGCCCCUCCCCAUCCAAUCUCCACUCCAGUCCACAUUCAACUUCCUCUUCCUGUGAAAGCCGGGCGCUGCCAACUGACCUCCACCGCCUGAGACGGAAUGCGAAGAAUGAACACUUCUGUAAAGGCCUGGAGACCUCCGCAGAGUUCUGAGCCCCAGUCUCACCACAGCCUCCCCAAUGCCCAGCCUUGCAAGGGAAGCUGGGGGCUUCCCAUCUCUUUUUGCAGGGGGGCUGUCAGUCCGCGGAGAUGGUACUGGGGACCCCCGCCCUUGCCAGACAACCCCCCAUCACCACCACCACCACCACCCCCAGCAGCAGCACCACCACCAGCACCACACACACACAAAAAUUGGAUACAUUUUGAAUAAAGCGAUUCGGUUCCUUAUCCGGGGACUGGAUUGCUCCGUGUGAUUGGCCGGUGGAGUCACAUGGUGAAAGUAACUUUACAGGGUCGCUAGCUAGUAGGAGGGCUUUAUGGAGCAGAAAAACGACAAAGCGAGAAAAAUUAUUUUCCACUCCAGAAAUUAAUGAUCAUGAGCUCGUAUUUGAUGGACUCUAACUACAUCGAUCCGAAAUUUCCUCCAUGCGAAGAAUAUUCGCAAAAUAGCUACAUCCCUGAACACAGUCCGGAAUAUUACGGCCGGACCAGGGAAUCGGGAUUCCAGCAUCACCACCAGGAGCUGUACCCACCGCCGCCUCCGCGCCCCAGCUACCCCGAGCGCCAGUACAGCUGCACCAGCCUCCAGGGGCCGGGCAGCUCGCGAGGCCACGGGCCGGCCCAGGCGGGCCACCACCACCCCGAGAAAGCCCAGCCGCUCUGCGAGCCGGCGCCGCUCUCGGGUGCCUCUGCCUCCCCGUCCCCAGCCCCGCCAGCCUGCAGCCAGCCAGCCCCAGACCAUCCCUCCAGCGCCGCCAGCAAGCAGCCCAUAGUCUACCCCUGGAUGAAAAAAAUCCACGUUAGCACGGUGAACCCCAAUUAUAAUGGAGGGGAACCCAAGCGCUCGAGGACAGCCUACACCCGGCAGCAAGUCCUGGAAUUAGAGAAAGAGUUUCAUUACAAUCGCUACCUGACCCGGAGGAGGAGGAUCGAGAUCGCCCACUCGCUGUGCCUCUCUGAGAGGCAGAUUAAAAUCUGGUUCCAAAACCGACGCAUGAAAUGGAAGAAGGACCACCGGCUCCCCAACACCAAAGUCAGGUCAGCGCCCCCGGCAGGCGCUGCGCCCAGCACCCUGUCGACAGCCACCCCGGGUACUUCUGAAGACCACUCCCAGGGCGCCACGCCGCCCGAGCCUCGGGCCGAGGACAUCACCAGGUUAUAGAACGCAGCACACCCUCCCCUCCCCGCGCCGCCCUCUCCUCACACACAAAUUGACUCUUAUUUAUAGAAUUUAAUAUAUAUAUCUAUAUAUUUUUUGGUUCUUUUCUCGCUCCCUCCCACCUUAGUCCUUGUCCAUUCCAAAACAAGACUCACCAGAUAAACAACCAUCCCCCUCCUUCUCUCCCUCCUCCCACAACUAAGGACCCUUGUAAGCAUGUGAUGUUGUCUUAGCAUGGUACCUACUGGGUUGUUGUUGUUUUGUUUUGUUUUUUUUCCAAAGGCAAUUUUUUGGGGGGUAUUUAUUUUUUAAGGAAAAAAAGCUACAAAAAUUAUAUAUUGCAAGGUGCGAUGGUCUGGUUUGGGUGAAUUUCAGGGGGAAAUGAGGGAAAGAAAAAAGGAAAGAGAUUUUUUUUUUCUUUAAAGCCAGUCCUCCUCCUCCUCCUCCUCUCCUUCCUCCUCCCCCUCUCCCCUCUCUAUCCUUAGGCCUUUUGCAUUGAAAAUGCACCAGGGGAGGUUAGUGAGGGGGAAGUCAUUUUAAGGAGAACAAAGCUAUGAAGUUCUUUUGUAUUAUUGUUGGGGGGGAGUCAGGAGGAGAGGGGAAGACAUCAGACAAAGCUAAAUGCAUCUGGAGAGCCUCUCAGAGCUGUUCAGUUUGAGGAGCCAAAAGAAAAUAAAAAUGAACUUUCAGUUCAGAGAGGCAGUCUGUAGGUAGAGUCUCCCUCCCUUCUACUCCCCACCUUGGUCAUUGUGUUUUUGGACUGAAUUUCCUUGAUUAUUGUAAAACUUGCAAUAAAGAAUUUUAGUGUCGAUGUGAAAUGCCCCGUGAUCAAUAAUAAACCAGUGGAUGUGAAUUAGUUUUA